AUGCCUGUUUGUGCAAUGCGUCACUCCGCCGCAUGGGGGGGGUCGGACCACCGCUAUGCCCUGGUGCACGCACGCGGGGGUCUGGGUCGGGGGCGCGGGGGGGGGGCGCGGGGAGCACGGGGGAGGGAGCCGAUACGAACGGGGGGUGGCGGCAUCAUCAUGAGGCCGUGGGGGCCGCGGGUCUGGGGGGCCGCCCUCGGCGGCGGUGAGGGCAGUGGGGACUCGGAGGGGGGCAGCGGGGGGUUUGGGCGGGGGGGGCCUGGGGGGAGGGAGUGCGGGUGGGGGGGCGCAGCGCCCGGAGGGGGGGGAUUGUGCGGGGUAAGAAUAGCGGAGAGAAGGUGGGGGGGCGGCGUAAGGGGGGGACCGAGGAUAGACAGGGAUGGCAGGAACCCACGGGGCGAGGGAGGACCAGGCGAGCGGGUCGGGCUGGGGCAACAGAAGAGGGGGAGGGUGGACGGGGAGGAGGUACCGUUGGCGGAGAAGGGGGGAGGGGGCGGGGAGGGGCGGGCGCUGCGGGCGGGGCACCCGGGUGUUAGGGGGGGGGGGGGGGUCCGCGUAGGGGGUGCACGGGGCUUGAGGGAGCCUGGUGGGGGCUGGUUUAGAUGGAUGAGGGCUGGGGGGAGCAGGAGGCAGUGGCGGGGGGGGGCACGCGCGGUGCGGGACAUGGUAAGAGGGGUGUGGCCAACAGCGACCGGCCUCCUGCACCCGGAGCGGGGAGAGGGAGGCGGGGACGGGGGAACCGGCGUGUGCCGAGCGCAGCCCGCGCGCGGAACCGACGUGAGCGCAGGCCCCCUCAGCCAGGCGCACCGUGCGAGCCACUCACGACGGGACGCGCCCACCGGCAGCGCUCUCUUAAUCCGUGGUGUGGCCCGCAUGACCGUGCACACCUGUACGUGCGCCCCUCCUCUCACCCUGGGCUCCGCUUCUUAG
This is a messenger RNA of Knipowitschia caucasica, 930 nucleotides long. The record is from the annotation of a GenBank genome assembly. NCBI's taxonomy places the organism in Eukaryota, Metazoa, Chordata, Actinopteri, Gobiiformes, Gobiidae.